Astrephomene gubernaculifera is the source of this 5388-nucleotide messenger RNA. Lineage: Eukaryota; Viridiplantae; Chlorophyta; Chlorophyceae; Chlamydomonadales; Astrephomenaceae. The record is from the annotation of a GenBank genome assembly.
CUCAGUUGCAUAUGUAUCAUAUAGCCCAUCGAUUACUACGCCUAUGCUGACGUAUACGCUGAGCGCUGCUUCCGUGAGCACAAAGUUGGGAGCGUAGGGGUGCGUCAGUCAUUCCUUGUAUGUUUUACUUCAGCGUGUCGUGUUAACAAAGAAGGAAGAAGGAUGCGGGGCCGCGUGGAGGGGCCUGAGCCCCCCUCGCGCCUUCUAUUCCGGUCAGCACCGCAGGAGGACAUGGAGGCCAGCACCAGUGAGCCUUCCAUUUUGGAUGAACUCAGCGCGCUUGCUACUCCGGAGCUUCGCCGAGCGUGGGACCGCGUUCGCACAGCCGCAAUUCGCGGUGCUGCCGCGGGUGUCCUGAUAAAGGGCGGCUUGCACACCCUUACCUUUAUCAUGUACCUACUAUCACGGCUUCGUGGCAAGGGACGCCAACGAAUGAUGACGCUUGCGGACGUUUUGCGGGAUACAGUGUUACAUACAUGCUUUUUAGCGACGCUGGGCUCGUCCUACACCGCUGUGGAUGAGGGCAUUGCGCUCCUUUUCGGGAAAGCCAGUACCCAGCGCUGGCGCGCCCUGGUCGCUGGUCUGGUGGCCGGCCAGUCGCUGCGAAUCACCGGCCCCCGGCGGCGGCACUACAGCCUGGCCACCUACAUACUGCUGCGCGGCCUCACGCUGCUGGUGCGCACCGGGAACAAACCCAGCGCGCCCCCCGCCCUGCGCGCGCUGCUGCGCCCCACCCGGCUGCAGCACGGCGACACGCUGCUGAUGUGCGCGGCCGCCAGCCAGAUCCUCUACUCCUUCAUCAUGGAGCCCGGCACGCUGCCGCCCACCUACGUGCGCUUCAUCAACCGGGUGGGGGGCAAGGACCCGGCGGUGUGGGCGGCCAUACGGGAGCACGCGCUGCGCAACUCCGCGGGCCGCCCCCCGGGUCCGCUGGCCGCGCUGUCCCGCACGCCGCUGGCCUACCUGAACGCCGCACCCGGCCGCCUGCGCCGCACACCCUGCGAGUUCUUCCACCCGGGGCAGAGCUGCGCGGCGCAUGCGGCGUCGGUGGUGCCGCAGGCCUACGCCACCUCCCUCUCCGUCUACGUCCCCUUCUACCUGGUGUCCUCGGUGCUGGUGCACCGCUGGGCGCUGCUGGCGAGGCCGGGGGAGCUGCUGCCCAGGGUGGCGGCGGGGGUGGCGCGCUCCGCGGCCUUCCUGUCGGUCUACAUCGCCACCGCGUUUGCGGGUGCGUGUGCCGGCUUCCAUCUGAGCGGCACCAACACGGGGGCUGUGAUUGCAGGCAGCGUGUGGGCGGGCGGGCUGGCCACGCUGAUCGAGAAGAAGAGCCGCCGCAUGGAGCUGGCCAUGUACUGCGCGGCGAGGGCGCUGGAGGCCUUCAUCAGGUGCUGCCGGCUGUGGGCCGACCCCGCCAGCCACGCUCGUCCCCCGCCCCCCGGCCCCGGCCACCUCUCCUCCGGCCUGCACCUCCCCUCACGCGUGCUGCCCGUUCGCACCCCAGGCCUCUGCGGCAGCGCCGGCAGCAGCGGCGUGUCGCUCUUCACACCCGCCUCCGCUGCUGCUGCCGCCGCCGCCGCCGCCGCUGCAGCCGCGGCCGUGCUGCCCUCCCCAUCCAGCCUUGCCGGUGCUGCUGCCGCUGUCCCCAGCCGCAGCGGCGGCGGCCCGCGUCUGGACGUGCUGCUGUUCAGCCUGGGGUGCGGCGCCAUCAUGCACUGUUACAGCGACGCAUGCGGGCAGCACCGCGACGUCUUCCGCUCCAAGUACCUCAACGUGCUGGACUUCAUCUUUGGCAAUGAGGGCGUGCAGCGAGGCAGCAUCUCCCACGUGCCCACCAACAAGGAGCUGGUCAGCAGCAUGGGGCGCCGCAUCCGGACCAUGUCGCGCGGGGUGCUGUCAGCGGCCGCGGGCGGCACCGCGGGCAGGGGCAGCGCCGCGGAGCUGUACUCACCGCUGCCGCAGUCCGCAGCGGCUUCACAGGCGGAGGGGCUGUGGACGCUGCAGGGCGGCAGUGGCAGCGGCGGUGGAGAGGGAGGGCUGGGUCGGUACCGCGGCGGCGGCGGCGGAGGCAAUGGCUACCAUGGAGGGUACUAUCAUGGGGGUGCGGAUGGGAGCAGAAGCUACUACUACCAGGAGGCUGGAGCGGCUGGUAGCGUUGCCGGCCUGGACAAGGAGGAUGUGGAGGAGGAACUGCGGCUGCUGCAUGGGUACGGGCGAGGGCAGGGCGGCGUCAGCGGCCGGCCGCCUUCACCAUGGGUCCAGCAGUACCGCUACCCGCAGCAGCAGGGGGAGAGGGAGGAGCAGCAGCGGCAGCAGGCGGGGCCGUCGGCGUUUGCUGCUGCAGCGGCGGCGGCGGUUAUGGAGGGAGGCAGCGGGGCUGUGGGUGGGGUCAAUCUGGAGCUCCCGCUGUCGCCGGUGCAUGGGCUGAUGGGCAGCGAGUCGGGGGUGGGGCUGGCGGAGGCUGAGGUGGCGGCACAUGGGGCUGCCAUCCGGCUGGCUCUGGAGCAGCAGCAACAGCAGCUGCAACAGCAGGAGGGAACGGCGCUGCAGGAGGAGGACGAGGCGGAGGAGACGGAAGAGAAUGAGGCGGAAGAGGAGGAAGGGUCAUCGGAAGGGCAGAAGGGUGCUGGUGCGGCCGGUGAGCGUGGCGGCAGUGGCGGUCUCAGCUGGGAGGACGCCUGGGCGGCUGCCACAGCCAACAGCACCAGCAGCGCUGCUGCCGCUGGUCCCGCUGCUAUCGCCACCUCCACCACAGACGUGCCGUCCGCUGCGUCCUCGGAGCCGGCGGCGAGGCCAAGGUCGGGUCGGGUGACCUGGGCGACAAGUCUGCUGUCCGGGGCGCUAGGGGGCGCAGCAGCAGCAGCACGGGACGGCGGCCGCGUCGGUUCAGCUUCCAGCGCACCGGUCCAGGAGGACUCCAGGUUCUCGGGGACCGUCCGCGGCGGCGGCAUGCGUCGUACCAUGACUGCCCCCAUGCUGAUGCUGCUGGCGGACCCCUCGGCGGAGGGCUGCGGUCACGGCCGCAGCAGCUACCAGCAGCUGCAGAUGCUCAGCAGCGUCGCCGCCGCUGACUCCGACGCUGACGAGGAUAACAAGAGGGCGGCGGCGCAGGCCUCACCGCCGCCGCCGCUGCCGCCGUCAGGCUGCUUGUCUCAGCACUUCCACUCCGCGGCAUCUUCAUCGCUCCGCGCCCGGCCGGUACCUGUGCCCAACGCCGGCAGCCGCAUGCCAGCAUUCCGCGCGUCGCCGCUGGGUGGUGGAGCCCACUCGUACGGCACUUGGUACGGUAGCGGCAGCGGGCUGGAGCGUGUCAACAGCCAGCCGCUGCCUUCGGUGUCGUCUUCGUCGCCGCGGCGGCGCUUCGGCAGCCUGGCGGGGGCGUUGGCGGCGGGCGGCGCCUCCGCCAGCAGCAGCGGCAGCGGUUGCGGCGGCAGCGGCGGUGGCGCUGGUUGCGACAGCGGCGCGGGGGGUGGCGGAAUGGUGACGUUUGGGUCUUGCGGGUCCCUGAACCACCCUAGUCCGGUACAGAGCAUGGCCGUUUGGCCGCCUGUGAGGUUGUUGGAGGAGGAGGCGGAGGGUGACGGAGGUGCUGCCGAGGAGCUGCCAAGUGCCGGAAGUGUGGAUCGGGGCGAGGAGGCGCAGCAGAUGGGGGCCCUGGCGGCUGAGAUAAUGGCAGCGGAGGCGGCGGCAGCAGAGGCGGCGGCAGUGGAGGCGGAGGGGCCGGCGACGACGCCGGUAAGGGGCGCGGAUGAGCGGGUGCGGGGCGGCGCACGGCGGAGGGAGAAGGGCAAGAAGUCCCGGGCUGGGAGGCGCUGAAUGACCCAUGGGUCGGUGGCCCGCGUGGUUGGCAACGCCUUUCAUUUGGAACUGGAGUGGGUGCUACUACUAUUGCCGUACUUGUCGGCGGGUAUGCGAUUAAAGAAGUAGAAGAUUACAUACUGAGCGAAAAGGGAUUUUUGAGUUACCGGUACCUUUUGGAGAUAUGUUUGCAACAUGCGAGUUAAGAUGCCGUAUGAUUUUGCACGGAAUGUAUAUAAGCGUCGGUGGUUUGUGCGAAGUACACGCAGGCGGGUGAUUUGUGGCCGUCGUAAGCGCACUAUAUCGUUUCUCGACGUCUCGAAGGAGUUGCCUGGUCGCUUGGCUGGUUGGUCUGUUUCAUUGCUGCUGUCAGGCUUUCAUUAUCUCUGCGAUCGCAGCGGCAAACACGUGUCGCGGCGACCGUUUAUGACGACGGAUGUACGCGUGUAUUCGGUGUGUGUUGCAUUAGUGUGUGUGUGUGUGUGUUGCGCAACAUGGGAUAUAUUUUGCAGCUAAUCUGUCCCACCGCAGUUCAUACGGUGGGCUUCGGACGUUGCGGGGUGCGAGGUACAUCUUGGGGUGAGGUCCCCUGAGGUGUCGCGCUGACAUGGCCUUGGCGCUGCCAUGUUGCUGCUGCAUUGCUGCCUUGCGAGGCAACCUGCAUGCAUGCAGGGCAGGACGGCGGUGCGGAGAGAGGAGCUGCUUGUGUGCGUUUGGAACUUUGGAAUACACCUCCUAGCGUUCGUGCUGUUGGGCGCUUGCAUGGACGUGGGCUUGUCCUCGGAUUCCGGGUGAAUGAGAGGACCUCGUCGGUCGACGUAGUUGGGAUCGCCAGGCAGGGCAGGGCGGGGUAUGGCACCUUUUACUGAGGGCGCAGGAGUUCCCGCCACGGAGGAACUCCCGGGGGGUUUAAUUGGUUCUCUGUUACGGUAUUCAAGACGAGUGCAGGGGGUUUUCCACACACGUCAACCAGGCGUUUCGCAGACCAAUGAAUCAGCAAGUGUGAGUAGCCGCCCGACUCUUUUAGUUUUGCUAUAUCCUCGUGAUAGUGUAUCCUACACUGCGGCAGUGCUGUUGCGGCAGUGGAGGCGCCAGUGUGCUGCUGCUGCUGCUGCUGCAGGAGGUGUGGUGCCUGGGGUUAAUCGAUGUUGUGGGGAGCCUCAGUGCAGGUUGGAGGGACUCCGUCUGUCAUGUGAUGAGGCCUGGACUUGGGUCAACAUACCCACAUUUACCAGUAUUCAGACCCACAUCUGAUUGCGCGCACCGAGGGGUCUGUCGCUCUGAACACAUACAGGCAGUGUUUGGCGCUGUUCCGCACCUGGAGCCAAAUGUCGCUUUACGCAACGACAUGUCGCUUUCAGUGGAGUCAGUCCUGUCAAUCCAAAGGUUACAGGAUACGGUACGAUGUUUCCGUGCUUGCACGGCAGGCGGGUACGGCAGCUUUGGGUGAAUGGGCAAGAACAAUUAUGCUCCCCCUUCGAGGCGUGUAAUAUAUAUACAGUGGCCAAGCCUGGAAGAACACAACUGUUUGAGAAGCCUGGUGGGCGUUGUCCUUUCUUUAAGAGCGACAAACAACCAACAACGCACCGCCAC